GAGAAGAGACGAGCAGCAGAGACUCGGCCACACACUGAAGAUGCAGUUCUGUGGCUCUUUGCUGCUCUCCUGCCUGUUCUCCAUCGUUGCGCUCCACUGCAGCGUCGAUGGCUUCAGAGUCCAGCACCAAACUCAGCAUAUAGACUGGCCCAUGUCAAGGUCUCCAGCGGUUCUCCAGCCCCAUCCUGGAGGGGUGAAGGAGGGGGAGGAGCUAACAGCGAAACUGCGCCGGUUGGACAACCUGGUGAGGAUGGAGAAUGUCGUCAUGGAGCCAAAGAGGAAGAGGAGUUUCUUUAGCAGCAACGCACCGCUGGACCGCCUGUCCAUCAGCUCCAUGGAAACCAAACAGGCCACAAACAAGCAGAGCAAGGUAGUGGAGUUGCCACCACGACGGGCCGACCCUCCUCCCAUUGACAGGAUUGGCAUGAGCCGUCUACCAAACAGUCGUGGGUAGAAACCCCCCCCAACAGCCCACCUCCUUUCUACAGCACCCCCCUCUGGACAGAGGAAUCACCACAUAUGCAUGACAACAGCCAGUCACCUGCUGAGCCACGCCCACCACCCGCCAAUCAUUCACCGUGACUUCACCUGGACACCAACCACCCCCAGCAAUGAAUGUUUAAUGAUGGUGCAUUCAGGUGUUGCUCUAUAAAUUCACCACAUGUGAAGAAAAAUCAGGACCAAAGCAAAAACAAACCAACUGUUUUUUCCCCCAAUUUCAGUAACGAUCAGUGUGGUUUGAUCGAAUGAAUACUGAUCAGAUUUCAUGUUUGUCUUAAGAUCUUAACAAGCAACCUCAGACAAAUUCUGCUCACAUCUGAACCACAUUCAGACUCUGUUUGAUGCUUUUUUAAGUUGAAUUUGAUCAAACUGAAUUCCAUACUUUGAGUUAUCUGAUCUCAAAACUUAAAAAAAAAAAAACGAGAUUAUCAAACCUUCAUGCUGUGAAGAUCUGGUCAGAGUCAGAACCCUGUUGACUUGGUUUCUGAUCAUGUAGUUCCUGAUUUAAAUCCUGAUUAUGUAUUAUUUAGACACAGUUCAUCUACAGCUGCAUCUUUUCUUCAGACAAAGUGAAACACUAGUGCAUUUGAGAUGCUUUUGUGAGCUCAGACACUGGGUGAAAUCAAUCAGAGCAAAUAUUUCGCACCAAGUUUGUUUUUGACAUAAAUUGAUGCGACUAACUAAAGGAAGUGAUUAGAACAUCUGAAUGAUGGGUGCUAGCAUGUUAGCAGUUAGCUCAUCAGCUAAAGUAAUUCACCAACAAGCCCUACAUACUGUAGCUACUGGUUACUUUAAUAAAUCAAAAACAUGCGCAGUGGUUAGUGCUGUCACAGCAAGAAAGU
Messenger RNA from Monopterus albus (swamp eel), 1343 nucleotides. RefSeq names its product osteocrin (gene ostn). The transcript has 5 exons. Gene Ontology annotation, biological process: hormone-mediated signaling pathway. The record is from RefSeq and is a predicted model, not a curated record. Gene Ontology annotation, molecular function: signaling receptor binding. Lineage: Eukaryota; Metazoa; Chordata; Actinopteri; Synbranchiformes; Synbranchidae. The coding region runs from base 41 to 454 and encodes 137 amino acids.